Spizellomyces punctatus DAOM BR117 is the source of this 3298-nucleotide messenger RNA. RefSeq lists its product as uncharacterized. The record is from RefSeq and is a predicted model, not a curated record. The transcript is spliced from 11 exons. Gene Ontology annotation, cellular component: PAS complex; fungal-type vacuole membrane; endosome membrane. NCBI's taxonomy places the organism in Eukaryota, Fungi, Chytridiomycota, Chytridiomycetes, Spizellomycetales, Spizellomycetaceae. The coding region runs from base 50 to 3082 and encodes 1010 amino acids. Gene Ontology annotation, biological process: positive regulation of kinase activity; phosphatidylinositol biosynthetic process.
CGAGUGGUUUUCCUUCCCACGCUCCAUCUUCAAUAUUCUCCGCUCAGCCAUGCCACCGCAAAGCGAGCCGUCACCCUUUACACCUCAAAUUGUUCGUGGACUUAGCGACAAGCUUUACGAAAAGCGGAAGGCAGCUGCUUUGGAAGUCGAACGCCUCAUACGUGACGCACUCACGACCAGCGAUCACACACGCAUUUCCGCAAUUCUUCGAACCCUCAUUGACGAUUUUGCUUAUUCAUCCCUACCCAAUGCACGAAAUGGAGGAUUGAUUGCGCUCGCCGCUGCCGCAAUCGCCCUUGGUAUCGCAGACCUCUCUCGACAUCUCGACGCGAUUGUUCCGCCAAUCCUAUCCUGUUUCUCUGAUCAGGACUCACGAGUGCGAUAUUAUGCGUGUGAGAGCAUGUAUAACGUCGCAAAAGUCGCUAGAGGUGAUAUAUUGAAGCAUUUUAACGAGAUUUUUGAUGCGCUGAGUAAGCUCUCUUCGGACGCUGAGCCAUCCGUUAAAAAUGGAGCGGAAUUACUCGAUCGCUUAAUGAAAGAUAUUGUAUCUGAGCGAGCUGUAUACUGGGCCCCUACACAGUUGGAAGAAGGCCCUGAAUCAUUACGAAAGGCCGCAGAACAACCGACGUCACCGACCGUGGGCUCGCCAUCCGCAAACCCGGUUCAACCAGCGGUUCCGCCAUUGCCGGGCACUGUUCCUCUUUUACCAGGCAUGAAACCAAAUCAAUUCAACCUUCCUCGUUUCAUCCCACUUCUUGCCGAGCGCAUUCACACUCUCGCCCCGUUUACACGAACCUUCCUCGUGCAAUGGAUAUCUGUCCUGGACUCUGUGCCAGAUUUAGAGCUAAUUGCAUACCUCCCAGACUUUCUGGAUGGCUUGUUCAACUAUCUUAGUGAUCCGAAUAUUGAUGUGCGGGUGGCAACCCUGAAUGUUUUGGCAGAAUUCUUAAAAGAGAUUCGUGACGUAGUGGAGACUCAACGAAGUCGAGGAGCCUUAAAAAUUCGUGGCAAGGUUACCAAACCGUCGAAUGGCCGUACACAUCGUCGAGCGUGGUCUGAUGCCGGUCCCCCUCCACCAUAUUCUGUCGGUGGCAUUCACGACGAUGACAUGAAUGAAAAAGCAAGUGUGAAAUCGUUGACGAUAUCCAGUGGUCCCGAACCUGUGGAGUCACCCAUUGUAAGCAACGACGACCAGAUACCAGCAGCGCAUGAUACAGGCCGAGAAGAUGCGAAAAUGGCAUCAGACCUUUCGGAAAAACCACGGAAUGAAGCGGUUGACGGAAGUCAGCCUUAUGUUCCAGGACUAAGUGUUGUACUAGAUAUAGGACGCAUGACAGAAAUCUUGAUUCCGCAUCUGAUGAGCACGGAUGAAGAAACCCAGGCAACUGCGCUCCGUUGGAUAAACGAGUUUAUUAUUCUGGCCCGAGAGGUCAUGCUCCCUUAUACGCCAAUGCUCUUGAACGCCAUCUUACCAAGCUCGGCGCACUCUGUGAAUGCCAUUAGAAACGUAGCUGUCGAGACAAAUUCAAAUCUUUAUAAGCUUAUUCUGGACCUUCCCACCAGUUCGCUUCCAUCAGGAGAAUCCCAAGUGCCCGUUGAUGCAGCACAGGGAGGACCAAGAGCGAUAACUGUGACGCCGCCAUCGGAAGAGACCACAUACGCAACGCCUGCAUCUCACAACAAUGGAGCCCAGUUAGAUUCUAUUGAUUUGCAUGCAACGGUGGACACACUCACCUUGCAAUUUCAAGAUGAACGGGAAGAAACCAGAGUGGCAGCCUUGGAAUGGCUAUUGAUGUUGCAUAAGAAGGCACCUCGACGGGUUCUUAAUUCGGAUGACGCGACCUUUCAAGCCUUGUUGCGAACACUAUCUGACUCUUCCGAAGAGGUGGUCAAACGCGAUCUUCAAUUGCUGGCUCAGGUGUCGCAGCAUUCCGAUGAUGAAUAUUUCAGUAGAUUUAUGGUCAACUUGCUCUCCCUAUUUUCGACGGACCGGCGACUCCUGGAAACUCGCGGAAGUUUGAUCAUUCGACAGCUGUGUUUAAGUCUGAAUCCGGAGAGGAUGUAUAGAACUUUUGCAGAGAUUUUGGAAAGGGAGGAGGACCUCGAAUUUGCGAGCACAAUGAUCCAGAAUCUCAAUUUCAUCCUCAUCACUGCACCCGAAUUAGCAGAUCUGAGACGACGCUUGAAAAAUCUGGACUCGAGAGACGGCAUUCUACUGUUUACUGCUCUAUAUCGUUCGUGGUGCCACAACGCUGUUGCAGUCUUCUCUUUAUGUCUUUUGGCACAAGCCUACGAACACGCAUCAGCGUUACUAACACUAUUUGCUGAUCUUGAAAUAACUGUGAAUUUGCUGAUUCAAAUCGAUAAACUGGUGCAGCUACUUGAGAGUCCCGUGUUCACAUACCUGAGGCUGCAGUUACUGGAGCCCGAUAGGUACCCACAUCUAUUCAAGUGCCUGUACGGGAUCUUGAUGCUAUUGCCGCAGAGUUCAGCAUUUGCAACGUUGAGAAAUCGCUUGAACUCAGUGAGCUCGAUGGUGUUUAUGUUUUCGGGCGGGGCUGGCAUGUCGGCUGGGUUGCCAGCUUCCACGGUUUCCGAUUCGUCACCAAGAGGAAGUGUAUCCGCAUUAGGAAAUCGAACUGGCAGCCGGCCGAAGGCCGGAGAAGCUUCUCCACCGCCGCAAGUACGAUGGAAUGAGCUACUUCAACAAUUCCGUUCUGUCCAAGCACGCCAUGAGCGUAGUCGACGACUAGGCGGACGAGGCAGCUUGCCGUCGCUGGAUCGAAGUGGCAAUUCUAAGCGGCGAGUACGGUCCUCUCGCGCGGAUGAAAUAAACGGGGGUGAUGAUUCGUCCUCGCUUCCGCAUCUCUCAGCAGGGCAUGGGAGCGGUGAUCACAGUCGAACGAUGAACCCGACGAUCACAAGAGAACGAUCAGGAAGUUUUGCAUCUUCAAGCGGGGGACGUUAUUCGAGAGUCGGUAGCGGAAAUCCUGGUGGGAGUCCUGGGAGGUCCAGUAGUGAGAGUUCCCGCGUAGUACGGAAGACGACUGCUCCUGGGUUUGGUGUAAGACGAGCCCAAUGAGUUGAGAGUUUAAUGUGAGCAACUUUGAUCUAGUUUGCAUAGAUAGCAGUAUUUUAUUGUAUAGGUAGUAGCCAGCUUAUAGGUAUAGCAGAGGGAAUGUUGACAUGCUUGUCCGUCGCAUUACAAGUCAGAGAUAUGGUCUUUUAUCCGGAGGCUGUGCAUUAGUUUGUGCACAUGCCGACAGAAUAACAGCAGAGCCAUUUUGACACAGCCAAA